Messenger RNA from Carlito syrichta (Philippine tarsier), 559 nucleotides. Its product is annotated as exocyst complex component 3-like protein 2. The record is from RefSeq and is a predicted model, not a curated record. Gene Ontology annotation, biological process: exocyst localization; exocytosis. The transcript is spliced from 5 exons. Gene Ontology annotation, cellular component: exocyst. The annotation marks the transcript as partial. Gene Ontology annotation, molecular function: SNARE binding. Lineage: Eukaryota; Metazoa; Chordata; Mammalia; Primates; Tarsiidae.
GGUCCUAGGGCUGGUGGACAUGGUUGCCCUGGAGAAUGGGGAGCUGGGACCCCUUCUGUCCCCUGGCACCCUAAGGGGUUUGGAGGAUGAAUGUGUCACAGAUGUGAAGGCUCAGACCCGGGCAGCCCUCCUCCGAGUGCUGCAGGAGGACGAGGAGCACUGGGGGAGCUUGGAGGACCGGCCCAGCUGCCUGGCACAGGAUGUGUGUGAGCUCCUGGAAGAGCACACUGAGCGAGCGCCCCGCAUCAGCCAGGAAUUUGGGGAGCGGAUGGCCCACUGCUGCCUGGGGGGGCUGGCAGAGUUUCUGCAGAGCUUCCAGCAGCGCGUGGAGCGAUUCCACGAGAACCCCGGCAUCCGAGAACUGCUGCCUGACACCUAUAUCAGCAAGACCAUUGCCCUGGUCAACUGUGGGCCCCCGCUGAGGGCUCUGGCCGAGCGCCUGGCCAGGGUGGGGCCCCCUGAAAGCGAGCCGGCUCGGGAAGCUUCCACCAGCGCUCUAGACCGUGUGACCCGGCUGUGCCACCGUGUCCUGGCCGACCUACUGUUCCAGGAGCUGCAG